CUCCGGAAAAACGAAGAAACGCUAUCCCAUUUUGGCGAAACAAUGGGAAAAGAUACUUCAGCCAAGACCCUAACGACCCUUACGAUGAUGCAAGUGGGAUGAAAUUGAGAAGUAGAGUUCCUCAAAAUGGUGACAAUAAGCGGAGAACGAGUCGUAGUCGAAGCCGGAACAAGAAAGAAGGGGGUUUGCUUCGAAUUGGGGACAAUUACGGGCUGCCAGAUUCUUGCAUCUUGCACGAACAUCCCUGACUCAUACCCCACUAUCUAAGAAACGAGUCAGGAAUGUUCUGACAAUGCAAGGUCUGAACCUCCUUCUAAGACAAGGAUUCAUCGGGAUCAUCUUUCCGGAGAAACUACAAGAUGUUCCAUCCUUUCGCCGGUGAUUUGUUUGAUGUGAAACCAAAAGGUGGAAGCUACACCACCAGUACGGGAACAACGAAG
Amoebophrya sp. A25 is the source of this 440-nucleotide messenger RNA. Lineage: Eukaryota; Dinophyceae; Syndiniales; Amoebophryaceae. The record is from the annotation of a GenBank genome assembly.